Adineta ricciae is the source of this 672-nucleotide messenger RNA. The record is from the annotation of a GenBank genome assembly. Lineage: Eukaryota; Metazoa; Rotifera; Eurotatoria; Adinetida; Adinetidae.
AUGUUCAAAUUCAUCGUUUUCAUCGCAAUACUAAAACUCGCUUCACCAUUUGAGAGUACAAAUGACGAUACUAUAUCUCUCACUCUUGAAGACAAUGCCAUUGAUGGAAAGUUAUCAGCGUUUACUAAAAUGAACAUUCGUUCAUCACAUUCUGCAAGUCUCGAAGUCGUACCAUCACGUACUCUAUCAUCUCAACAGUACGAACGACUAAUCGAGGAAUUUCGAUUAAAUGCACAUUCAUAUUACACUCUGAAGGUCAAUUUUAAACACCGCCUACUUCAAGACUAUGUGAUGACAUCCAUUCCUAUGUGUCUUGUUGUACAAACACGAUUUCAAUAUAUGAUCGAUCUGUUUCUCAAUGAAAACGGCUAUAUUGUCAGUGCACAUAUCGCAACUAAUAAUGCAACGUGUACUACAUUGAAUGUAUCAACAUUAGAUACGAAAAAUGAUCUGACAUACAAAGUCUCCCUACGUUUACAAUCGAGUGAUAAUGGGCCACAGCCAGAAAUUCAACAUUUUCUUAAUAAACUUAAACGCGAGAAAGAAGCCAAAUUAAAUACGGACAGUGACAAUCGCCCAUUUGUAUUGAAAUAUUGGAAAUAUCUGUUACCAAUUGUGAUCAUUUUUCUUGUCCAAGGCGCAUUUCCCGAUGGUGGUAGUGGUGGGCGCUAA